This is a messenger RNA of Caenorhabditis angaria, 589 nucleotides long. Lineage: Eukaryota; Metazoa; Nematoda; Chromadorea; Rhabditida; Rhabditidae. The record is from the annotation of a GenBank genome assembly.
AUGUUGUCGGAAGAGGGUCCCCAUACGUAUCGCGUUGUUGCGAAGCCGUUGCGGAGCGGAAGCGGAAGCGGAAGCGGAAAUGCCGGAUUGGAGCGAUUCAUGCAGGCUCAGAGGUGAGAUUUUGGGGAAAAAAUUUGAAUUUGAAUUUUUUCGCGCCAAAAUAGCCUAGGCUUGUUUAGGCGCAUUUUGAAGCCCAUUUCGAGCCCGAAAAGCCUGGUGCCACGUGGAAAUCUGAAAUUUUGAUCUGAAAUUAAUUCCAGAAUCGAUCUGCAACAACGUCACGAGCAAAUCUUCAACGAACACGCUCUCGACAAGCUGGCCAAGUGGGAAAAGCUCAAAUCGAAUUUCUCGGGCCCCCGGGCCCAGGCCCGGGCCAGGCCAACAACAAAAAAUUCAUCUUUGAAGAGGAGCUCGCGGCCUACAAGCGCCUCCGGUUCGAAUCAAAAAAUUCGAAAUUGCUGGAGGCCGUCUUCAAGGGCAUUACAGUACGCCACGUGGCACGCGCCACAUUUGGCGCCAAAAUAUUUUUCGAAUUCCCCCUGGAGAACGCGACGAGCGAACCGAUGAAUGUGACGGUGGAGAUGGAUGA